CAGAAGGACCUCUGCAGCAGUCAGGAGGGAGAGCAGCUUGUCCAGAAGCAGUUUGUUGCUUUGAUUGAGACUUCUACUCUUCAGGGAGAUGAUAUGAGUGAAGAAGAGACAAGAACAGAGCAGCUUUCCCUUCAUGUCUCUCCAGUGGUUGAGAGCAAAGAUCAGGAAGGAAGCAGCUGCUCUGUGUCAGAGAGUCAGUCUGAUACUGGCACAAAGAAAAGAUCUUUCAAAUGUGACAUUUGUGGGAGACGUUACACACAACAGUGUAACUUGAAAAUCCAUUUCAGAACCCACACUGGUGAGGGACUUUUUUCAUGUGGAACAUGUGGAAAAAGUUUCUCUAUAAUGAGAAAUUUAAAUCGUCACAAGAGAAUUCAUACAGGAGAGAAACCGUUUUCAUGUCAGAUUUGUGGAAAGAGUUUCUCUCGAAUUGAUAAUUUAAACGAGCACAAGAGAAUUCAUACAGACCUCCAACAGCCAAGUGUCUCCAAUGAGGAGGAAGAUUUUGCCAUCCAACAAGUCUGGAGCCUGGCAAGUAGGUCCAAUCAGGACCAGAAAGAAGGAGAACAUCAGUGGACUGAAGAGGAACAGAUGGAACCAGAACCUAAAUGGAUUAAAAUAGAAGAGGAGGAACCAGAACCUACACUGUUCAAACAUGAGGAAAUAGAAUAUCCACUAACAUAUGUAAGAAAAGAGGAGCUAGAUUCUUCAGUGCUUCAACAUGAACAGCAGCCACCAGAACAUUUACCAACUGGACAGGACCAGAAGGACCUCUGCAGCAGUCAGGAGGGAGAGCAGCUUGUCCAGAAGCAGUUUGUUGCUUUGAUUGAGACUUCUACUCUUCAGGAAGAUGAUAUGAAUGAAGAAGAGACAAGAACAGAGCAGCUUUCCCUUCAUAUCUCUCCAGUGGUUGAGAGCAAAGAUCAGGAAGGAAGCAGCUGCUCUGAGUCAGAGAGUCAGUCUGAUACCGGCACAAAGAAAAGAUCUUUCAAAUGUGACAUUUGUGGGAAAUGUUACACACAACAGUGGAACUUGAAAAACCAUUAUAGGGCCCAUACUGGUGAGAGACCUUUUUCAUGUGAAACAUGUGGAAAAGGUUUCUGUGUAAUGAGAGAUUUAAAUCGUCACAAGAGAAUUCAUACAGGUGAGAGGCCUUUCUCAUGCCAGUCAUGCGGAAAGCUUUUCUCUCAAAUUAGGUAUUUAAAUCGUCACAAGACAAUUCAUACAGGUGAGAAGCUUUUUUCAUGCCACUUGUGUGAGAAAAGCUUCUAUCGAAGGGAUAAUUUGAUCAUUCACAUGAAAACCCAUACAUGUCAGGGGCCACUUUGAAGCCCAACCUGUGAAAAAAUCCAUCCAUCCAUUUUCUUAUCUGGGGUCCGUGCCCAGAAACUCUGUCUUGGAUUAUUUCACUUUGCAUAACAUUAGACCCUCACCUAUUUUUGGUUGUUCAUUUAUGAAUUUUUUAUUAUCAAAGCCUUUCAACUGGUUUGGAAGUGUAUAUAUUGAAGCUCUAUGCUACUUGACAUGCUACUGGCUGACUUUUGCAAAGUAGCCAAUCAGGACGCUUUCAGCAUCCUCCUCAGAUUUCCACGAUGGACAUCUGGAAGACAAAUGUUUGUCAUGAGUAACACCAACUUUUCAUGCUUUGUUGUUGAAUUUCAUGUAUAAAUUUAUGUGCUGCUUGGAUGUAUCAAACACCUUAAUAAAAACUCUGACAUAUAGCGAUAUUAGAUAUAGAUAUUUUACCUCUUGGAAUAAUUGUUUAUCUGCUUUGUGAUGUGUUUUUUUCUUUACUUAAUGAUGUGUGUAUUUUAUUUUUUAAAAUAUCACAGACUACUUUUUGUCUAGAAAUAAAGACUUGUGAAUAAUACGAAGUUGUAUUUUAGUUAAAACACAUCUGGUUAAAUUAGACAAAUUAUUCAAUAUCAGGCAUUAAGAUAAUGUACCGGAGCAUUUAAAACCACAUCAACAGCAGCAAUACAAGGAGAAAUGAGAGAAAUGCCGUUAGAUUUAAGAAGCCAAAACUAGAAAUGAAUUAUUGGUUAAAUUUACAAGGCAAUAACUUUAAUCAUCCAACUUGGGAAAUUUUAAAUCCAUGUUGGG
Molecule: messenger RNA, 2103 nt
Organism: Poecilia latipinna (sailfin molly)
Lineage: Eukaryota; Metazoa; Chordata; Actinopteri; Cyprinodontiformes; Poeciliidae
Product: zinc finger protein 569-like
Exons: 4
Coding region: 94-1329 (411 amino acids)
Biological process (GO): regulation of transcription by RNA polymerase II
Molecular function (GO): DNA-binding transcription factor activity, RNA polymerase II-specific; RNA polymerase II cis-regulatory region sequence-specific DNA binding
Source: RefSeq, a predicted model, not a curated record